Messenger RNA from Tachysurus vachellii, 1585 nucleotides. It is a transcript of the gene afmid, whose product is annotated as arylformamidase. Bases 238 to 1047 code for a protein of 269 amino acids. The transcript is spliced from 12 exons. NCBI's taxonomy places the organism in Eukaryota, Metazoa, Chordata, Actinopteri, Siluriformes, Bagridae. Gene Ontology annotation, molecular function: arylformamidase activity. The record is from RefSeq and is a predicted model, not a curated record.
GGUCUAUAGUUAAGGCUGUAAAAUAGGCUGCAUGUAAACCCUUCAACAAUGUCUCACUGGAAACAAAUGAAUAACAAUGUAGGAUAAAGUUAAUGACAUUGCUUAUGGACCACUGGGGUUGUGCUCCCAGACCUGGAAGAUGAUCUUUCGACGAGAUCUGUACUUAUUAGUCUUAAACCACCUGCAGACAAUGGCGAGUUGGAGAAACAGUAUUCACCCAGUCAGUGGUCCCACAGGAUGUCGGCAGAUGACGUGAUUAAAGCCCACGAGGCUGCGCUGAAAUCAGGUACAGAGAAGGCUCGGGCUGUUGCACAGAACAUUCUGGAUAUUCCUUAUGGAGAGGGAGAUGAAGAGAAGCUGGAUGUGUACAUGCCUCUUAGUUCUUCCCCAGAUGUGCCUCUAGUUAUCUACCUCCAUGGUGGUUACUGGCAGUUCCUGAGCAAGGAGGAGUCCGGUUUCAUGGCUGUACCGUUGACCCAGAAGGGUGUAGUGGUGGUCGCUGUUGAUUACAGCAUUGCCCCGAAAGGUAAUAUGGAUCUGAUGGUAUCUCAGGUACGCAGGAGUUUGGUGGCUGUCAUUCAGCAGUAUUCACACAUCAGUGGGCUUUACCUGUGUGGUCAUUCUGCAGGUGCACACCUAGCGGCCAUGGUUCUUUCUACUGAUUGGUCAGAGUACAGUGUAUCUCCUCAAAUCAAAGGAGCGUUUCUUGUUAGUGGCAUUUACGACCUGCUGCCCAUUAUGUCCACAUAUGUGAACAAGCCACUGAAGAUGACGGAGGAGGUGGCUUUUAGGAACAGCCCCAUUCGGUUAGUGUCUCAGCUCAAAAAGUCCUUAUCGGACUGCGACAUUGUCGUUGCUGUGGCACAAAACGACUCCCCCGAGUUCCGGAAGCAGUCAGAAGAUUACUUCAAGUCUUUGCAAGCAGCUGAACUUAAGGUUACUUUUGAAGACAUACCUGACACAGAUCAUUUCAACAUCAUUGAGCAGCUUGUGGAUGAAAAUUACUACCUUACACAGCUUAUACUCAAGAUGAUGGGCAAAGGCUGAGGGAAUUCUAAUCAGCCAUAUUUCUUUCCUGGAGUUCUGUCUCUUUAUGUACUAUACAAGCAGUCACCUUCUUAUAAAUUAUGACAGAAUGGUCAGUUUAACUCCAGAUCAAUUGAAUCUUAUAUCUUGUUUAUUAGGGAGUAACAGAGCCUUUUUUGUCCUACUGUUUGUGGGCUAGUUUUAUGUACAAUCUUCAUGAAUAUUCAGGCUGUAAUUAGUAUCAAUAUGAAUUCAUGCACUUGAAAAAGACCUUUUCAGAUGCUGGUUAAUCAAAUCUUUAUCUGAUCAUUAAUACUGUCUGCUGCUGUGGGUUGCAGAUUCACACAAUUAAUGUUGCAAGUCCAUCAACCUGCAUGAUGAAAUUAAUCAUAUUACGGUUAGAACUUCUAGACAUUCUAGCAAGAUUGUGCAUAUCAGGUUAUACUGAAGAGGAAGCAAGAGCUAACAACAUUAACAUAAUAUUUGGUCUGAUAUUUGGGUCUGUCCUGAAAGUGUUACGUAAAAGCAUCUACUGUAAUUAAAAAAAAAUCAAAAUGGU